CCUGGAACUGCUCCCUCCUUCCGCUUCCUUCUUCUUCUCUGUUCCUCCUACCCUUUUCUUCCGAUACAAACCCAAAAAUGCAAUUUUUUUCUUGAGCUUUUCUUCUCUUCGUAGAUGCCAUGGAACUCGAGGCCGAGGACGGUACGAGAAUCCGCAUCGAGAGGGGUUCGAAGACCGAGGUCGGAAGAGGAGCGAAGUUAGGGUUUGGGCCCUCCGCUGCUGACCGGACCGUCUCCCGCCGCCACCUCUCCCUGUGCCUCCUAGGCCCCACCGGAGACGAUGCUGGGUGCGACGACUCCGGUGGGGAUUUCAGGGUUUCUUUCGAAGUAACCGGGAAGAACCCCAUCUUGGUCUGUCGCAACGGCGGCGGGGACAAAAGGGUUUACCGUAAUUCAGAGAAGGGCGAGCUCCGAGCUGGGGACCGGUUCUCCUUAUCCCUAAAGAACCCUUCUUUCUUCGUUCUUAGGAGGAACGAAGGAAGUGGGGAGGCGCCGGAGGUGGAGAAGAGAGUCUUGGAUGCGGUGGAGAGGAGGGAGAGGAGGACUCUAGAGAGGAGAAAGGAGAAGGAGAGGACGGCGAGGGCGGAGGCGCCUGGAGGCGAAGGAGAUGAAGAAGAAACUAAUGGAGGACUGGAACUAGAACUGGCCUCCUUGGACGUUUCCCAGAUCGACCCCGUGAGAGAGUUUGGAUUCUUGGCGAGAGGUCAUGAAUUCGAUAAUUACCCGAAGCAAAAGAUUCGUCCCAUUGGAGAUUGGAAUUGGUUCCUCGAGGAUCCAGGAGGGGAUAGUGAUGACGAUGAACUUACUGAUGAAGCAACUUGCCCAAGGGGGAAGGUUAGGAGGAGAAAGAAGAAGAGAGACGGAGGCAGCGAGGACGAAAAUUGGAGCGGGGAGAGUGAGGAAGAGAAGGUAUUGGUUGCAAAAUUUGGAAGUUCUAAGCGACCUAGCUACCAUACCAGAUCUAAAGAUGCCAAAAAAAGGCAUCCUGCAUUGCUGAAGGAUGUCAAAGCUCAAAAAGAUGAAGAUAUUGAAGAGGAUGAGAAAGAUGAGACUUUAGGAGGUUUUAUUGUUGAUGACAAGGAGGAGGAGGAGGAAGGAGAAAAAGAAGAAGCACUGGAAGAAGAUUUGGAGAAAGUUGAAGAAGAUGAUGAAGAAGAAGAGUAGGAUAAUGAAGUUUGAGUUGGUGAGUACUGAGUAAAGCAAGUUCUUAGAUUCUUUUGUAUCACAUAUUAUUGUGUAACCAACUAACCAUGAUAUCAAAUUAGGGAAUCUUGUGUUAUUCAUUUCUAGUAUGUAUUACUAGAAUUUAAGUGCUACAUACUAAUUAGUGAACUGCAAGUACUUCAGAUAAUGUCAUACAUGGAUCUUAUAAUCAAAUAAUUGUUGUAUUUUCUUUUCAGCUUGUA
This is a messenger RNA of Phoenix dactylifera (date palm), 1405 nucleotides long. RefSeq names its product SMAD/FHA domain-containing protein. NCBI's taxonomy places the organism in Eukaryota, Viridiplantae, Streptophyta, Magnoliopsida, Arecales, Arecaceae. The record is from RefSeq and is a predicted model, not a curated record. Gene Ontology annotation, molecular function: protein binding.